This is a messenger RNA of Hylaeus volcanicus, 914 nucleotides long. RefSeq names its product DNA-directed RNA polymerase II subunit RPB7 (gene Rpb7). Bases 195 to 716 code for a protein of 173 amino acids. Gene Ontology annotation, molecular function: single-stranded RNA binding; single-stranded DNA binding; translation initiation factor binding. Gene Ontology annotation, cellular component: P-body; RNA polymerase II, core complex. The transcript has 8 exons. The record is from RefSeq and is a predicted model, not a curated record. Lineage: Eukaryota; Metazoa; Arthropoda; Insecta; Hymenoptera; Colletidae. Gene Ontology annotation, biological process: transcription initiation at RNA polymerase II promoter; DNA-templated transcription; positive regulation of nuclear-transcribed mRNA poly(A) tail shortening.
ACAGAAUAAUGUAUCACAAAUUUAAGUAAUUAUAAAUUUUUAAAUAUUAAUAAAAAGUGUCAAAUGGUGGUAACUAUAUACAUAUAAUAAACGAUCUCAGAUUAUAACCUUAAAAAGUGGAACAUUCCGAGUGUACUAGUUAAGCUUAGAAUUCUUAAAUAUUGUGUAAUUUUAUAAUAACAAAACACGGCAUUAUGUUUUAUCAUAUAUCAUUGGAACAUGAAAUUUUGUUACAUCCCAGGUAUUUUGGUCCUCAAUUGUUAGAUACUGUGAAACAAAAAUUAUAUACAGAAGUUGAAGGCACUUGUACAGGAAAAUACGGUUUCGUAGUUGCUGUAACAACAAUAGAUAAUAUAGGUGCAGGAAUUAUUCAACCAGGACAAGGAUUUGUUGUAUAUCCAGUUAAAUAUAAGGCUAUUGUCUUUAGACCAUUUAAAGGAGAAGUGCUGGAUGCUAUUGUAACACAAGUAAACAAGGUUGGAAUGUUUGCUGAAAUAGGCCCACUUUCAUGUUUUAUAUCUCAUCAUUCAAUUCCAGCAGAUAUGCAAUUUUGUCCAAACAUAAAUCCUCCAUGUUACAAAUCAAAAGAUGAGAAUGUGAUUAUUCAACCAGAUGAUGAAAUAAGACUGAAAAUUGUUGGUACAAGGGUUGAUGCUACAGGAAUUUUUGCCAUUGGGACAUUGAUGGAUGAUUAUUUAGGACUUGUGAGCAAUUAAAUAAAAUAAACAUACCGAUUAUUUAAUUAAGUAUAAAUUUUCAAUAUUAAAUAAAGUUAUUUUUUACGAAAUAAUGAUCGUCUGUACAAAUUGCGAUAAUGAUACAAAUUCAACAUUUUCUAUACCUUUGUGAUAUAUUUUACCUUAUACAGAGUGUUUGUAAAACUGUAAAAUACAAUAAAAUUCAAUCAUUUUCUA